AUGGCUUCAAACCUAAGCCUCACAUCCACCCUCUCACUCGCAGACUCCAAGUACAGAAUCCCCCAAAUUGGGUUCGGCGUCUACCAAUCUCCGCCGUCGACCUGCGUGAACUCCUGCGUCACAGCCAUCAAAGCUGGCUAUCGCCAUAUCGACACCGCACAAUACUACGCCAACGAAACCGAAGUUGGCAAGGCCGUUCGCGACUCUAAAGUCUCCCGUUCUGACCUCUUCAUCACCACUAAAAUUCUCACUCCGGGUAAAGACGUCGAUUCAACGUACAAAUCUAUCGAGGAUAGUGUCAAGAAGCUGGAUGGCGAAGAUGGCUAUGUGGAUCUGUUCCUGAUACACAGUCCCAACGCAGGAAAGGAGAGUAGACGACUGAUGUGGCAGGCGUUGGAGAAGGCCAAAGAAAAUGGCAAGGUCAGGGACAUCGGGGUCAGUAAUUAUGGUGUUGGGCACAUGGAUGAGAUCAAACAGAUUGGGAAGGUGUGGCCUCCAGCUGUCAACCAGAUCGAGCUCCACCCAUGGUGCCAGCAACGUGAGGCUGUCGAGUACUGCAGGAAGAACAACAUCGUCGUCGAAGCCUACUGCCCAAUUGUCCGGAACCAGAAGGCGGAUGACAAGACCCUCAAUGGCAUUGCAAAGAAGCACAAGACGUCGCCGAACCAGGUACUCAUCCGCUACUGCCUCGAGAAGGGCUGGGUGCCGCUCCCGAAGAGCGAUACGCCGGAGAGAAUCGAAAAGAAUGCGGACGUGUAUGGCUUCGAGCUAGAUGACAAGGACAUGAAGAGUUUGGACGGCCUAGACCAGGGCAAAGACGGGGCCAUUGUGCAGGCUGUUAACAAUGCGCCGCAAUAG
Molecule: messenger RNA, 858 nt
Organism: Didymosphaeria variabile
Lineage: Eukaryota; Fungi; Ascomycota; Dothideomycetes; Pleosporales; Didymosphaeriaceae
Exons: 2
Coding region: 1-858 (285 amino acids)
Molecular function (GO): oxidoreductase activity
Source: RefSeq, a predicted model, not a curated record